UCCCCGCCAGCCUUUUGCUCCUUCCUUUCAUUAAACAAACAGGAGAUCCUGAAACCUGGACCCUGCGCUAGCGGCAGCGCGAAGAGGAGGCGGAGGAGCAGCCAGAGCGCGGGAUGUGCGCCGACAGGGAUCUGUGAUCCCGCGCCUCCCCCCGCACCCGCCCCACGCGCGCGCGCGCACACACACUCACACACACCCGCACUCACAUAUACACACACUCGCACAAACACACUCUCGUACACGCCCGCGCCGCGCGCUCGCCGGCUCGCUCUCCCACGCAGGCGGAAUGCAGCAGAGCCUGGGGAGCGUGUCUCCGGCCGCCGCGUGAAUGCACCUCGCCCCCGGCAGCCCGACGACCCAGUAGGGCGCGCGGGAGGACGCUCCGCCACCAGAGCCUGGAGACAUUUGCAGAGGGUGCCAUCUUGCUACAUGGUGUAAGAAAUGGCUGUAGGAAACAACACUCAACGAAGUUAUUCCAUCAUCCCAUGUUUUAUAUUUGUCGAGCUUGUCAUCAUGGCUGGGACAGUGCUGCUUGCCUACUACUUCGAAUGCACUGACACUUUUCAGGUGCAUAUCCAAGGAUUCUUCUGUCAGGACGGAGACUUAAUGAAGCCUUACCCGGGGACAGAGGAAGAAAGCUUCAUCACCCCUCUGGUGCUCUAUUGUGUGCUGGCUGCCACCCCAACUGCUAUUAUUUUUAUUGGUGAGAUAUCCAUGUAUUUCAUAAAGUCAACCAGAGAAUCUUUGAUUGCCCAGGAGAAAACCAUACUGACCGGAGAAUGCUGUUACCUGAACCCCUUACUCCGAAGGAUCAUAAGAUUCAUAGGGGUAUUUGCCUUCGGACUUUUUGCUACUGACAUUUUUGUAAACGCCGGGCAGGUGGUCACAGGGCACCUGACGCCAUACUUCCUGACAGUGUGCAAGCCGAACUACACCAGUGCAGACUGCCGGGCACACCAGCAGUUCAUCAACAAUGGGAACAUUUGCACUGGGGACAUGGAAGUGAUAGAAAAGGCUCGGAGAUCCUUUCCCUCCAAACAUGCUGCUCUGAGCAUUUACUCCGCCUUAUAUGCCACGAUGUACAUCACAAGCACAAUCAAGACAAAGAGCAGUCGUCUGGCCAAACCCGUGCUGUGCCUGGGGACCCUCUGCUCGGCCUUCCUGACGGGCCUCAAUCGGGUCUCCGAGUACCGGAACCACGGCUCCGACGUGAUUGCCGGCUUCAUCCUGGGCACCGCUGUAGCCCUGUUUCUGGGCAUGUGUGUGGUCCAUAACUUUAAAGGAACACAAGGAUCUCCUUCCAAACCCAAACCUGAGGAUCCCCGCGGAGUACCCCUCAUGGCUUUUCCAAGGAUAGAAAGCCCUCUGGAAACCUUAAGUGCACAGAAUCACUCUGCCUCCAUGACCGAAGUCACCUGAGACAGCUGAGGUGUCACAAGCUGUUUUUUUUUAAUCACCCUCCAAUUCAAUACUUCAAGACACACAGUUACUCGAUGUCAAACUGUGAAGACAAGUAUUAUGUUUAUCUAGUUAGAGGCUAAUGUUUUGUACAUUUUUUUGUAUGAGGAAGUGAUGUAGCUUGCCCUCGUUUUUUUUUGUUUUGUUUUGGUUUGGUUUUUUGGUCAGCUUUAAUAUAUUUAUGCCAGAAUUUUAAACCAACAAAAUUUUCUCCUUGUUCCAGUGUGCAUUGAAGAACCACAUUGAUUCAAUGAUUGAUGUUGUUUUGUGAAAUUUGUACACGAACCUUCUUUUCUCAGUUUUAUAGGCACAGAAAUAAAAUGAAUAUAACAGUCCACUUUAACCCUUUAUUACUGUACUAGCUGCCUCCUCCAGAACUUUUGAAUUUUAAUGAAAGUUAACUUUUGAGUUGCAGGGAGGACGAUGUUGGUUAAUGGUAAAUCUCAAAAUCAAUUGCUCAGAAAGAAAUAUUUCUUUCAAAAAGAACUUUUUGUCCUUGUCUCUUAAUCUGUUUUGUAUUCUAAGUUAAAGUAAUCUAUUAAUGAAGUCACUUACUUACAUAAACAAGUGGCAGAGACUCCUGGAUUUGAGGGGUGUUGGGGCUACAUGGUUCUCUCUUCAAUAAUGGUUUCUCCUAGCUCAGAGACUCAAGGUCUUUCUGGAAUCGUGUCCUUGGGCUGGCAGGUGACACUGCAGACUUCCUUCCAAAAAGCAACCUGUACCAGUCUCCCCUGUCAACUCAACAGUUUUAUAUCUCAUAUUGUAUGGACUUUAUAUGAAAAUGAAUAUUUUACACUUUGCACAGUAUUAUUUUACAGAAAGGGUAUCAGAGCAUCUACAACCUAGAGCCCCAGAGCAACAGCUUGACUUUGUGGCUUUUAAUUGUUUUAGAAUUUUAACUGCAUCUCAUUUUUCUAGCAUGGUAAUAACUAGUGUGUAACUCCUUUGAGAGAAGGAGCUCCCUUGUCUGUACCUCUCAGAAUGUUUUCUUGACACCUUCCAUGUUGGCUCUUCUUAGCUUUUUUUUGUACAUAUUUUUUUUUCUAAAGAGAAGAAAAAAAAUUAUCACAAAAUGCAUUCUGGCUCAUGUUGUUUGUUUUAAGCUUCAUCCACUGGGCAAAAGUAUUAGAAGAGUCACGAUCAAGUGAACUCAAGGAAUGUUUAUACCUUUUAGUUCCGUGUCUGCUCAAAUAAGCCGUUCUAGAGGCAUGACUGGUAGGUCCUUCCACGGGGGAGUACGUGAGUGAGUGAGUGGGUGAGUAAGUGUGAGGAGGGGGUCUGUGGGAGUGUGUAGGCAAAAUUUAAAAAUUCUUGAAAUUAUUAGAGUACUUGGAAACACAACUGGAUGCCUAACAAGCUACCUUGGUUUUCAGCCUGCCCAUAUUUAAGUGGUCAAUAAAAAGUUAG
This is a messenger RNA of Mustela erminea (ermine), 2865 nucleotides long. It is a transcript of the gene PLPPR1, whose product is annotated as phospholipid phosphatase related 1. Bases 442 to 1419 code for a protein of 325 amino acids. Lineage: Eukaryota; Metazoa; Chordata; Mammalia; Carnivora; Mustelidae. The record is from RefSeq and is a predicted model, not a curated record. The transcript has 8 exons. Gene Ontology annotation, molecular function: phosphatidate phosphatase activity. Gene Ontology annotation, biological process: phospholipid dephosphorylation; phospholipid metabolic process; signal transduction.